UGAACCUAAGACGACUCAUAUGACACCUCGUGUUAGAGUCGUCACGCGAGUUAUUUGCAAAUCUAUAAAUAUCCGACAUUUCAGUUACACGACCAUACCGUUAAGAUGGUGCUAACAACUGCUAAAGUGGUUCUAGUGCUGUUCACUGUGACGGUGGUUACAGCGGGUAACAUUGACGUUGCACGUGAAUGGAGAGAAUGGAAACAACGUUACAACAAGGUAUACAGCAACCAAACGGAGGAGACUGAACGGCGUCACGCAUGGGAAAGGGCAUUUUAUUAUAUCCGUCACCAUGGCAACAGACCAGGCGACCUCUCGUUCUCGGUAGGGAUGAAUUCAAGGGCCGAUAUGCUUCCCAGAGACUACCGAUCAGAAGUGAAUGAACUGGUACAAGGUUGGUCUAACAGUCUGCAGGAUAACAGUUUGGUUUAUGUCCCGACGUCAUUCGACUGGAGGACACGCGGAGUUAUCGCCCCUGUCUCUAACCAGGGCCAGAUUGGCAGUUCAAUAUCAAUAGUUGUCACAGAGACUCUGGAAUCAUCAGAGGCGAUCCAGACAGGUCAUAUGGUCAGACUGAGUGAGAGAGAGAUCUCCGAUUGCUGUGGCGGAGGCGGUCAUUUAAUGGGAAACGUUUUCAACUGCCUCCACGACAUAGGUGGCGUGUGCUCAGAGGCCGGGUACCCGAACCAGACUGGGCCGGCCAGGUGUAGAAACGACUCAUGUACACCGAUGGUCAAGGUACAAGGGGGCGUUAAAAUUCCAAGCGGAAGGGAGGAUCUUCUUCAACAACAUUUACUAGACCAACCCAUUAUGGCCAUGAUCGACGCAAGCCAUGCCUCCUUCCAGAUGUACAAAAGAGGUAUAUAUUUUGAAGAGAAGUGCAGUUCUACCAGCUUAGAUCACGCGGUCCAGGUCGUGGGCUUCGGAGUUGAAGACGGAAAAGAUUUCUGGAUCGUCAAAAAUAGCUGGGGUAUAAACUGGGGAAUACAUGGAUAUAUAUUGAUGAGCAGGAAUAGAAAUAAUCAGUGCGGUAUCGCCAGUGCUGCCUCAUUCCCGGCACUCGGUUAACUGUACUUGUCUGUUACCUGUUGUUGUACAAUGUCGCCCUAUCGGAAAUUGACAAUGAGAUUCACAAGUUCCAUAGAUGCAUUCACAAAGAUGAAAUAUGAUAUAUGAGGUAAAAUAUUAUACAUAAGAUUACACAUUAUGCAAAGCUGAAACAUCAUACAAAUUAACAAAAGAGAUAUUAUAGGAAAAAGUGACACAUGAUAAGCGAAAGAAUUAUAUACUACUUACUUUUUGCUAAGGAUCACUUAUAUUUUUGGUUAUAUGUGAAAAUAAAUAUUUUAUUUGGUUUAUACUAAGAUUGUUUUUUAAUAAUUGAUUGUUCUUUUAAUUCAUCAUCAUGCAAAAAUUCUAAAAAUCGUAAUUACAGUCGUAAAAAGAGCCACAGGCAAAGGGCUACCCUUAAAGUUGGUAACAACGAGGUAUUCACUAAAAAACUUAAAUUGAACAAAACUCAUCCUAAAUAAACAAACUGUUUAAGUAUCGAGUGUGACGCCCAUGAGCACCAAUUACAGCUUCACAACGUCUGCGCAUGCCCCGAGUGAGAUCGCAUAUCCGGUUUUGUGGGAUAUCGUCCAUUGAACUACUUAAGCUGUUCUCAGCUCCCGGAACGUUCUUGGCUGAACAUUUCUGGC
This is a messenger RNA of Mizuhopecten yessoensis (Yesso scallop), 1700 nucleotides long. RefSeq names its product cathepsin L1-like. NCBI's taxonomy places the organism in Eukaryota, Metazoa, Mollusca, Bivalvia, Pectinida, Pectinidae. Gene Ontology annotation, molecular function: cysteine-type endopeptidase activity. The coding region runs from base 106 to 1068 and encodes 320 amino acids. The record is from RefSeq and is a predicted model, not a curated record. Gene Ontology annotation, cellular component: lysosome. The transcript has 5 exons.